Molecule: messenger RNA, 793 nt
Organism: Carassius carassius (crucian carp)
Lineage: Eukaryota; Metazoa; Chordata; Actinopteri; Cypriniformes; Cyprinidae
Gene: fabp6
Product: fatty acid binding protein 6, ileal (gastrotropin)
Exons: 4
Coding region: 324-719 (131 amino acids)
Biological process (GO): fatty acid transport
Cellular component (GO): cytosol; nucleus
Molecular function (GO): fatty acid binding
Source: RefSeq, a predicted model, not a curated record
GUAAGUGCUAUUUACAUUAAAUCCUAUGUUAUGUCACUCUACACACUCUAUUGGAAAAGAUUUAAAGCAUGAAUGAUUAUCCUUCUUUGCCCAUGUAUGGUACAUCAUUGCUACGCAGGUAACCAGCCGUGCGGUCACGCACUUGAUGACUUUUGUGAGGCCAUCGUAAAAGUUUAUGGCUUGGUUAUGGUGUACCCAUAAUGUCAUGAAAAAAGAGGCAGAGUUGAAGGGAGGUAGGGUAUAUAAGUGCAGGAAACUUCACCCAUCCGUACUUCAUCUCUCAGCUUGCUCUUCCUCUCUGCUCAACAAUCAACACCCAAGCCAUGGCUUUCAAUGGAAAGUGGGAAACCGAAUCUCAGGAUGGAUAUGAAGAGUUCUGCAAACUGAUUGGUAUCCCUGAUGAUGUCAUCUCAAAGGGCCGUGACUUCAAGCUUGUGACAGAGGUCAUCCAGAACGGAGAUGAUUUCACAUGGAUCCAGUACUACCCAAAAAGCCAUGUUGUGACCAACAAAUUCAUCGUUGGCAAAGAGAGUGACAUGGAGACCGUUGGAGGGAAGAAAUUCAAGGGCAUAGUCUCCAUGGAAGGGGGCAAGCUGGCCAUAAGUUUCCCCAAGUACCACCACACAUCUGAGAUCAGCGGUGGAAAGCUGGUGGAGACCUCCACAGCCAGUGCCGCUAGUGGUCCAGUUGUUUUUGUACGUACAAGCAAGAAGAUCUAACUGCAUUAUUGAGAUAGAUGACCAUGUUCUGCUCUGACCUCUAAUUUUCUUGAAUAAAGUGUACGAGCUAAACU